AUGGAUCAUGAAUCAAAUGUGACAUAUAUAACUCUUUAUGGAUAUGCAGAAAUGGGCAUAUACAGGUAUUUGAUCUUUUUAGUUAUGUUGGCAGUAUAUAUUCUCUCAUUCAGCUUUAAUGCUACCAUUGUGUACCUUAUCUGGAUACACAGAGAACUCCAUGAGCCAAUGUUCAUUUUCAUUGCAGCUUUGCUCCUGAACUCUGCUAUUACCAGCACUACUGUCUACCCAAAGUUGUUAAUUGACAUUUUAUCUGAAAAACAGAUCAUAUCAUAUUCAGCCUGUCUCCUUCAAUGCUUUGUUUAUUACUCUGUUAGUGCUUCAGAUUUCUUGCUGUUGGCAGCCAUGGCCUAUGACAGGUAUGUUUCUAUAUGCAAACCUCUGCAAUAUACCACAAUCAUGACUAAAAACACUGUGAGUAUUAUCUUGGCUAUAGCUUGGCUUCUGCCUGCUUGUGAAAUUGCAGUCCCAACAAUACUGAGUUCUAACAUGAAACUCUGUAAUUUCACUUUAAAAGCAAUUUUUUGUAACAAUACAUAUUACACUCUCUUCUGUGUGACUUCAAUCGUAAGAUCAAUUGUUGAUAUGUGUAAUAUCAUGAAUAUGGUAGUUUUACCUAUAGUCUUCAUACUUUUUACAUAUACCAGAAUACUGAUAGUAUCCUAUCGAAGUAGCAGAAAUGUCAAGAAAAAAGCUGCACAGACCUGUACACCCCAUCUAAUAGUUUUGAUCAGUUUUUCUGCUUUGUGCCUUUAUGAUGUCAUUAUAGUGAUGCUAGACGUGGAAUCUGAUAUACAUUUCAUAAUGACAUUACAAGCGUUUUUGUAUUAUCCUCUCUUUAAUCCAGUUGUAUACGGACUAAAAGUCAAAGAAAUCUUCAAACACCUGAAAAAGUUUUUGUCUCCAGCCAAAAUGAUUUGA
Molecule: messenger RNA, 921 nt
Organism: Centropristis striata (black sea bass)
Lineage: Eukaryota; Metazoa; Chordata; Actinopteri; Perciformes; Serranidae
Product: olfactory receptor 6N2-like
Exons: 1
Coding region: 1-921 (306 amino acids)
Biological process (GO): G protein-coupled receptor signaling pathway
Cellular component (GO): membrane
Molecular function (GO): olfactory receptor activity; G protein-coupled receptor activity
Source: RefSeq, a predicted model, not a curated record